Molecule: messenger RNA, 3790 nt
Organism: Trichobilharzia szidati
Lineage: Eukaryota; Metazoa; Platyhelminthes; Trematoda; Strigeidida; Schistosomatidae
Source: the annotation of a GenBank genome assembly
CAAAGAAGUAAACCAAAUGAUUUGAUGAAAUGAAUUCACACACCCUUUUCUGCACUUUGUGAUUCAUCAUCAGGUUCGUACUUGAAUUUCUGCCUUUUGGUGACAGCUGUGAAUUCCUGUUCAUCUACUGAAAUUAGAACAGUCAAGUAGUAUAUUUAGUUCUUAGACAAAUAACCAUGGUUAUUACCUAGUGUACGAACAGACACUUGGCUGCAUAGCUUUAUUAACAUUUAGUUAUAUGUACGGUUUACCACAUGUGACGUCAAGUGUUGUUAUCUACGGCAAUUCAAAUCCUCCUGAUUGGUUACAUUAAUCUAGAUUGGCAAUUAAAUCACCUGUCAAGUAAAACAUAAAUCCAAAUAACAAAUUAGUCUAAACACUUACAUUUGUUUACUCGAAGGUACUUAUCAUCAUCACUAGUUUGUUUUUAUCUUUACUACUCAUGUGGACGUGUUGUGUUUAUGAAUAAAACAAGUACAUUUUAGAAUUUGAAUCAAUAAAGCUUUUGUUUCAAUUUGUGGAAUAUAUUUUCAUAAACAUUUACAUCUUUACUGUUCAUUGUACCAAUCAUCUUAAUUGGCUGUUACAGUAACAAUGCGACAUUAUUCAAGUGGUAGAUUAAAAAAUGGUGAUUCGUCUUCAUCAUAUCCUCGAAGUAUGUACUCAUCAUCGUCGGAGACAACAAAUCCAUUUGCAGAUCCUACUAUCACAUUAAAUAAUAAUAGUAAUCUACAUCACCAUCAAUCUGAUAGUAGUAAUACACUAGUCACUUCAACAUUAUCUGAUACUUAUAAUUCAAAUAAAGUUAAAUCACUCGAUGAAAAAGUUGCUAUUCUAAAUGAUGAUAUGCUUCUUGAUGCUUCAAAUUCAACAACAGCAAAUGAUAAUUUGAGUAUUAGACGUCUACCAUUUUCACCUUCAUUGUCAAAUUUAAAGAAAGGUCAAAAUCACGAAUUUUCACCAUAUCACAAUGUGAAUCCAAUUCACAGUCCUUCUGUUGUAACGUCUACUAGUGUUGGACAUUAUGAGGAUUUUGAAACUAUUGAUUGGGUCAAGGACAUAGCACGUGAUCGAUGUCGUCAUCGGGAAUUACAUAUGAACCGAAAGACAUGUUGUGGUGGAAUAAAAGCCUGUUGGGAUUCAGCAUCUGGAUGGUUUUGUGUAUUGUGUGUUGGUUUGCUAACGGGUUUCAUUGCCUGUGUUAUCGACAUCGGAUCUACUUGGAUGUCUGAUUUAAAAGAAGGCGUUUGCUUGGACGCUUUUUGGUUCAACCGAGAACAAUGUUGUUGGUCAUCAAGUCAAGCAGAUGAUGUCUGUGAUGAGUGGUUUACAUGGUCUCGUUUAUUCAUAAGUAAAGAUCCAACUGGUGAAUAUCCAGAUGCUUAUUUUGUUGGUUAUUUAUUCUAUAUUAUCUAUGCUGUGUUAUUUGCAUUGGUCUGCGUAUUCCUUGUUCGAAUGUUUGCUCCAUACGCUUGUGGUAGUGGUAUCCCUGAAAUUAAAACUAUUCUUGGAGGAUUCAUUAUUCGUGGUUAUUUGGGGAAAUGGACUCUUUUAAUAAAAUCAGUCGGUAUGAUACUUGGAGUUGGUGCUGGUUUAAAUCUUGGUAAAGAAGGUCCUAUGGUUCAUAUGGCUGCAUGUGUUGGAAAUAUAUUUGCUUAUUUCUUUCCUAAAUAUGGUCAAAAUGAAGCUAAGAAACGUGAAAUUUUAUCAGCUUCAGCAGCUGCUGGCGUGGCUGUAGCAUUUGGUGCACCGAUCGGUGGUGUUCUCUUCUCCCUAGAAGAAGCUAGUUAUUACUUUCCAAUGAAAACAAUGUUUCGAUCAUUUUUCUGUGCAAUGGUCUCGGCUAAUGUCCUGCGUAUAUUGAAUCCUUAUGGAAGUGAUAAUAUGAUUAUGUUCUAUGUUGAUUAUCAAGCACAAUGGCAUGUUAUGGAAUUAUUUCCUUUUGCAUUACUUGGAUUACUUGGAGGCAUUUUUGGCACUAUUUUCAAUCGGGCAAAUCUAUAUAUUUGUCGUUUACGAAAAUCUACUUGGUUGGGUCAAUAUCCUGUUCGUGAAGUACUUGUUGUGUCUUUAAUUACUGCGGUCUUAUCAUUUCCACAUACUUACCUUCGUAUGAAUACAAGUGAACUGAUUAAACUUCUUGUUAGUCGAUGUUCACCAGGAUCUGAUUCUUCUUUGUGUGAUUAUCGUUACAAUACAAGUAAUCCUCUCGCUACAGUUUUACAAAAUUAUCCUGCUGGACCGACAUUAUCGACGGCUGUGGUAUUGUUGGCAAUUGCCUUGAUUCUAAAACUUAUCUUAACUGUCUUUACAUUUGGUAUCAAAGUGCCGACUGGAUUGUUCAUCCCAUCCUUAGCAGCUGGUGCUAUUAUGGGUCGAAUGUUGGGCAUAGCUACGGAACAAUUUGUUGUAGCGCAUGCAUCACAUCCACUUAUUGAAAAAAUGUGCAAAUCAUCACAACCGUGUAUUAAUCCAGGCCUGUAUGCUAUGGUUGGUGCAGCAGCGACACUUGGCGGUGUUACAAGAAUGACAAUAUCACUAGUUGUAGUGAUGCUAGAGUUAACUGGAGGAUUGAAUUAUAUUAUCCCGUUAAUGAUUGCAGCUAUGGUUAGUAAAUGGACUGGUGAUAGAUUGACAAAUGGCAGUAUUUAUGAAGAGCAUAUUCGAUUGAACGACUAUCCUUAUCUUGGAGCUUAUGAUGAAUUGGAUAGUAUGUUAGUUGCAGCUGAUGUAAUGCAACCGCGUAGAGAUUCUGGUUCUCCACUUUAUGUUGUCACACAAUAUGAUAUGACAGUUAGUGAUGUUGACCAAUUGAUAAGUGGAUGUGAUGUUAAAGGAUUUCCUGUUGUUGUUUCUCAAGAGUCACCUUAUCUAGUUGGUUGGGUAUCAAGAAGAGAAUUACGAUGGGCAAUGGAUCGUGAACGAAAAUAUGAUCCAAAUAUUGUAGAUGAUUCACCAGUAUACUUUGCAUCAGUUCAACAAGUAAAUGUAAAUGAUACUCAUGAAUUGACACCUGUUAAUUUACAAAAUAUUGUUGAUUUGUCUCCGACAACAGUGUCUGACCAAACACCGAUGGAAACAGUUCUAGAUUUCUUCAGAAAAUUAGGCCUUCGACAGAUUAUUGUUACACGUAAUGGAUGUCCUUUGGGUGUGUUAACUAAAAAAGACAUUCUUCGUCAUGUGCGACAUCACAAUCCAAACAAUCGUUGAUCAUGAAAAUAACAAAUUCUCACAUUAUUUCGCCUACUUGAUAUUUUCAGUCAUUAACUGUAUUAUUUUUUGUGUAGUUAUGCAUCUAUAAUUUGUGCGAUUAUUUUCAUUCUUCAGCUUCAUUUUAUCUUCCGGUCGCCUUCUACUAGGCUUUUUUUUUAAAAAAAAUCUCUCAAGUAUAUGUAAUUUCCUUCUCUUUCAUUAUUUGUUUCAAAUGUAUGAAUGCGUCAUAUUAUUUUUGUUUUUCUUCUUUCACAUUCAAUUCAUCAUAUUAUUUAUUUUGAAGAAAUAAUAAUACCUACUACUAAUGCCUUGUGAUAUAUUCUAGUUUAUCUAGUAUUGAAACAUAUUACGAUGAACUGAAAUUCAACUAUUGUGUAACGUACACAUAAAUCCAACUAUCUGUUUACAUUCUCUGUCGUGUUCGCUGCUGUGAUCCAUAGACACUGUACAGUGUUAAAAAAAAUUUAAAAAACGCGCAUACAAAGAUUUGUAAUUGAUAUAUUCACGAAUUAUUGACGAUAUCUUCACCUAUCGUCAGAUUCUGGAACAUAAGCAUAGUUACCGACGUCUAACAACU